AUUAUUCCCAUCUCAAGGCUUAAAAAAAAAAAAAAUCCGUAUCCCGCUAAGCCUAGAACAAGAGCUGUUCAACAACGACCUCUAUCCAUACAUGCUACCCGUAUCCAAUGUCGACAGAAGCCUUACGUGAGCUUCUUAGAUAUCCGCUGCUGCAAUGUUAAGGGCUCGUGCGUGGAAGGAUCGCAGCCAUCCCUUCGUGUGCGCAUUUUGCCGACAGAGUCUUGCCGUCAGUUCCCGAUCACAGCAUGGACGAGCCUUGUCGAUUUCUGCUGCUUCAUUGGAGCCCGUAAAGGCGCUGCGAGGGCACACCACCGAACGCAACGCCUCGAUCGCUUGCCAAAGUCGAUCGUUACAUAGGACGGCAUGUCUCAGCAAUUCUGCGAAUAAUAAUGAGGGACCUUCUAGGCCUGGGGGGUUCCCGGGUGCAUUCUCCAAUACUGGAGUGGGAGGUUGGGGCACAUUUGCAAAGCCGAAUACGGCAUCAGGCAACUCAACCUCAACAGAUGGAUUGCUCCCGCACGAGCGACUAGCGAGACAGCAAUCACCUGUCGUAGAGAACGUGCCGACCAAAACUGCGAAUGAACCCGAGAAAAGCGUAGGAAAUCGGCAAAGGAAUAAUGCGCAAGCCAGCAAGUCAAAGUCAGUUCUGGCCGACAUCUUCAGAACAAAUCGCGAGCCACGACCUCCGCCAACUCCCGAGUCGUGGUCUUCUGCGUCAAAGUCCGAGGGUGCUGCGGUCGAGAAGAAAGUCUCAACACUGUCUAAUGCUUUGAAUCGCCCCAGUACAGCCACUAAGGAUUCAUCAACAAGGUCAAACAGUAGCGUGAAGACGACUGGAUGGGGCUCAUUUAGUCAUCGCAAGGCUGAGACAGCUACUCACACGCAUGGAAUAGAUACUCGUGGAAAUCAAUCUGGCGUGUGGAGCGAAAUUACGAAAUCUCGAAAGCCUAAGGUCAAAUCAAAGCUUGGAACAAAGCCGCAUCUACAUGGCCAUGAAUCCAAGACCUCAACUAACAAACCUCCUCAAGACCAGAAAAUCCCGACUCAGGAUUUUUGGAAAGAGCUGGAAACAAGGGCUACGAGCUUUAGAGGGAAAGAUAAAAGCCAGAGUGAAAAACAAAAGCAAUCUACCGACAGGAGAAAGAGCACGCAGGCUGAUCGGGACCAGUGGGAAGAAGCAGCUACACCUAUACGAAAAGCUGAGGAUAGUGCUCAGCCCCAAAAGCAAAGACGGAAGUCGAGACUUGAGCUUGAAGAGGAGGAGGAGCCCGUGAAGACUCGAUCCAAAUCAAAGGCAAAGAAGUCCCAAAGAGAAACACGAGCCGCUGAAGAUGACGAGUGGGAUGACGAGGCCGUACACCGCUGGGAGCAGAAGCAACGUCGGAAGGCGGAGAAAGAGGCGCUAAAGCAGCAGGCCGCUCAAGCAGAGGCACAAACCAUUCCCAUAUUCCUUCCAGAAUAUAUCAGUGCAUCAAACUUGUCAAAGGCUCUGAAACAGAAUGUGGCCCCUUUCCUGCAUGAUAUGGAAGAGAUGGGCUUCGAGAAUAUCACAAGUGAUACAAUCUUCACUGGUGAGACGGCGGCCCUGAUUGCAAUGGAAUAUGGCUUUGAGCCAACUGUUGAUACCGGAUCGCUUCGAGAUCUCAGACCCCGACCAUUGCCGGAAGAUGUCUCGAAUUUGCCCUCUCGUCCUCCUGUCGUUACAAUAAUGGGCCACGUCGACCACGGUAAAACUACUCUCUUAGAUUGGCUUCGGAAGUCUUCAGUCGCAGCACAAGAGCAUGGCGGAAUUACCCAGCAUAUUGGUGCUUUUAUCGUGAAGAUGUCAUCCGGCAAGUCCAUCACAUUCCUCGAUACUCCUGGCCACGCCGCUUUCUUAUCCAUGCGCCAGCGAGGGGCAAACGUGACAGACAUUGUGGUUCUUGUCGUUGCCGCGGAUGAUAGCGUCAUGCCCCAGACUCUUGAGGCUUUGAAGCAUGCCACAAGUGCAAAGGUGCCCAUUAUUGUCGCCAUCACAAAGGUUGACAAGGAAGAUGCUCGCAUUGACCAAGUCAAAGCAGACCUCUCUCGCCACGGAGUCGAAAUUGAAGAUUACGGUGGCGAUGUGCAAGUUGUCUGUGUCAGCGGAAAAACAGGCCAGGGCAUGGAAGAUUUGGAGGAGAAUAUUGUCACGCUCUCUGAAAUCCUCGAUGUCCGAGCUGAAGAUGACGGCAUGGCUGAAGGAUGGGUUCUCGAGUCUAGCAUCAAGCCUCAGGGCAAGGCUGCAACAAUUCUGGUCAAGAGAGGAACUCUUCGCCCAGGAGAUUUGAUUGUUGCCGGCAAGACUUGGGCGAGAAUCCGUGUGCUGCGUAACGAAGCUGGCCUCGAGCUGAACUCUGCUCCUCCAGGAACACCAGUAGAAAUUCUCGGCUGGCGAGAACUACCCUCAGCUGGUGAGCAAGUUCUUCAGUCUCCUGACGAAGCCAAGGCCAAGACAGCGGUUGAAUAUCGCCAAGAGAUGGCUGGGCGUGAGCAAAGCUCUAUCCAGCUUGCUGAGCAAGAGCAGCGGCAGCGAGAAAAAGUGGCAGCAGAUGCUGCUGCUACCGAGACGGAAGGAGCUUCAAAAGCGACCGCUGGGGAGUCGACUACGACAGGAAUCUUCACCCAAAACUUCACUGUCAAGGCAGACGUGGUUGGAUCCGUGGAAGCCGUUUGCGGAACUGUCUUGGAGCUGGGCAGCCAUGAAGUGCAGCCCAAGAUUCUGCGAUCCUCUGCUGGCCAGAUUACGGAAUACGACAUUGACCACGCGGCGACGUCUAACAGCAUAAUCAUCAACUUCAACUGCACCAUCCCACCGCACAUUAAGCAACGAGCGGAAGAGGCCAAGGUCAAGAUUCUUGAUCACAAGGUCAUCUACCAUGUCAUCGAUGAUGUGAAAGCGGCACUGUCCGACCUAUUGCCCAUGAAUGUCACUUUCCGCGUCAACGGCGAAGCCGACGUGCUACAAGUAUUCCCCAUCAACUUGAAGAAGCGUGUGUUUAGAAACAUUGCCGGUUGUAGAGUCCGAAACGGUUCUAUCAAGAGGUCGUCUCGCGUCAAGGUCAUCCGCCGUGGCGAGGUAAUCUACGAUGGCAAGAUAGACACUCUCAAGCACGUAAAGAAGGAUGUUCAAGAGAUGGGUAAAGGAACGGAAUGCGGUAUCGGCUUAGAGGAAUUUGAUGGUUUCCAAGCGGAUGAUCAGAUCCAGACGUAUGAGGAGAUUAAGGAGAGGCGAAGUUUGUAAAACACAUUCCCCUCAAAAAUUAUUCGGUCGGUUAUGAUGGUAUAUAGACGUGUAGAUAUAUUGUACGAUAUGGAUGGACAUGUACUACUAUACUGGAUGCUCAGAGGAUGCUCUUCUCAUCCAUGAAUUGCUUUUGGGAAGCUCCAGAAAAAAGAAACGAAUAAAAUGACGAAGUUUC
Molecule: messenger RNA, 3440 nt
Organism: Trichoderma asperellum CBS 433.97
Lineage: Eukaryota; Fungi; Ascomycota; Sordariomycetes; Hypocreales; Hypocreaceae
Biological process (GO): translational initiation
Cellular component (GO): cytoplasm
Molecular function (GO): translation initiation factor activity; GTP binding; GTPase activity
Source: RefSeq, a predicted model, not a curated record